Messenger RNA from Sceloporus undulatus (fence lizard), 2706 nucleotides. It is a transcript of the gene ASNSD1, whose product is annotated as asparagine synthetase domain containing 1. The record is from RefSeq and is a predicted model, not a curated record. The transcript is spliced from 7 exons. Gene Ontology annotation, molecular function: asparagine synthase (glutamine-hydrolyzing) activity. NCBI's taxonomy places the organism in Eukaryota, Metazoa, Chordata, Lepidosauria, Squamata, Phrynosomatidae. The coding region runs from base 538 to 2418 and encodes 626 amino acids.
GGACAAAGCACGUGACUGAGGGGAGGGGGGAAUAGAACGUCCCCGGGAGCCUUUGGAACGUGGAGCUGCAAAGGGGAAGAGGAGGCGGUCCUGCAGCUAAGCAGCCCAAGGAGGAGCACAGUGAGAGACUGGCUGCAUUCCUAAUUGGGACCCAGAUGAGUAGCAGUUGAUCACGUGUGUCCAGGAGACUUGGGGUGACUUUGGCCAGUGGGCACCAGGAUCAACGUGACUUGAAGCAAAUGUCAAGCCAGACACCACCAAGAGAGGAGGGAGAUGGAGUGAAGCUGUGUGACAAAGAGGAGCUGAACAGAAAGAUUAAAGAGCAAAAAGUUAUAGUUGAUGAACUUUCCAACCUGAAGAAGAAUCGGAAGGUUUACAAACUACAGCGCAACAGCAACAUACUCUUUCUAGUGGACAGGACCCAAACACUAUCAGAAUCCAAAAACGUUUUAGAUGAGUUGAAGAAAGCACAUCAGGAAAUGGAAAAUUCUGAAAAAGCCAAAAUCAAGAAAUAGCUAAAUCAAACACCAGUUCAAAAUGUGUGGGAUUUGCUGCCUGGUCAGCUUGUCUGAUCAUCCUCCUAACAUUUCUCUCUUGAAAGAGGAUAUUUUAUGUAACCUAAGAAGAAGAGGGCCCAGUAGUAGCCAAGAACUGGUGAAGACUGUGCUCCACCUUCCCUUUCAUUGCUUAUUUUCUGGCCAUGUACUUCACUUAAGGGGGCAGAAGACUCCACAGCCGCUGGAAGAUCUUACUGGUGAUAAUGUAUUUCUUUGGAAUGGAGAGGUAUUUGGUGGAAUCCAUGUAGAAGCUGAAGAGAAUGACACUGAAGUUAUUUUUCACCAACUCUGUUCCUGCAGUAAUGAAUCAGACAUUCUGUCAGUGCUGUCUUCCAUUCAAGGCCCAUGGUCUUUCAUUUUUUAUCAAGCAUCCAAGCAUUGUUUGUGGUUUGGCAGAGAUUUUUUUGGUCGUCGCAGUCUCCUGUGGCAAUUUAAUAAGGAGUUGGACAACAUUCUUGCUCUCACCUCUGUAAGCGUUAUGUCUGAUCAUCAGUGGUGGGAAGUACCAGCGUUGGGAAUCUUCAAAAUGGACCUCCAGGACUGUGCUGCAUCUAAAGCUGUGACACUGACAUUGCAUCAGUGGAAAUAUCCUUCCAGAGAGAAUAUAACUGAAGAAGGUGACUUUCAAAUCAUUUCCAAACAUUUACCAACUUAUGUGUCUCUGGUAAUAAAUGAAUCCCACUCAUUGACAGCUCCUGUCAUUCCUCUGAAUAAGGAGAUCUGUAACGUGCCAGAGGAGUCCCAGUUCCUCAGUUUUAUCAAAAAUGUAGAUGAUGUGCAAGUUCUUCAUAUGUUUCUUGCUGAACACCACAAGAAGGAAUUAGUUCACCAAUUUAUUGAUGUAUUGAGUCGAGCUGUAAGGAAACGAGUCUUAUGUCUGGUUAGAGAGACUGAUCAGUUAAGAAGAGAUGCAUCAGGGAUAGCUGAAAUUGCAAUACUUUUUUCUGGUGGCGUUGACUCCAUUCUUAUAGCAACCCUUGCUGAUAGACACGUGCCUGUGGAAGAACCCAUUGAUCUUCUUAACGUGGCUUUCAUGGUUCCAGAACAAAGUUAUCAAAACAGUUCCACAAAGAAGCAUUGCAGAGAGAAGAAACAGUUGCCACCUAGUCCAGAAUGCUUACAUGCCAACUGCAUUGUGACUAGCAACUGUGUGUCAUUUUUUAAUGUGCCUGACAGAAUUACAGGCAGAGCAGGACUGAAAGAACUGCAAAGUAUUAAUCCUUCAAGAUUGUGGAAUUUUGUGGAAAUCAAUGUUACACUUGAGGACUUAAAAGCAAUGAGACAAGAACAUAUACGUCACUUGGUUUAUCCGUUAGACACUGUUUUGGAUGAUAGCAUUGGUUGCGCUGUGUGGUUUGCUUCCAGAGGAGAAGGACUAAUUACCAACAAGGGAUAUGUAAAGCCAUAUAAAAGUCCUGCAAAGAUUGUACUUACAGGGAUUGGAGCAGAUGAGCAGCUUGCUGGCUAUUCCAGACACCGUGCUUGUUUCGAAAAAUAUGGUCUGGAACGGUUGAAUGAAGAGCUGGGAAUGGAACUGGGACGUAUUUCUUCUAGAAAUCUUGGGCGAGAUGAUAGAGUUAUUGGGGAUCAUGGCAAAGAAGCUAGAUUUCCUUUUCUUGAUGAAGAAGUUGUAUCCUUUCUUAACUCCCUCCCUGUUUGGGAGAAAGCAAACUUGGCUGUACGUCGGGGCAUUGGAGAGAAACUGCUUUUGCGCCUGGCAGCUGCUGAGCUUGGCUUGACUACCUCUUCAGUUCUGCCAAAAAGGGCCAUGCAGUUUGGCUCCAGGAUUGCUAAAAUGGAGAACAGAAAUGAAAAGGCAUCUGACAAAUGCAAAAGACUCCAGCCACUUUCAGCAGAGUAGCUCUGUAUAGGGUUGAAGGUGACCUUUUAAAAAAACAAUUACACAGUUGACAAAAUUAAAGACCCUUCUGUUACGGCAGUGAUUCUAUGCACUUAUUUGGGAGUAAGCCCCUUUUGAAUGAUUAGACUGCAUGUCCUGUUGAAAACAGUCCAAGGAAGGUUAACAUCUAAGUUCUAUUGAUUUUAAUGGAACUCGGUCAUUACUACACAGACUCGAUUGUCCCAACAGUGUGCCAAAAGAUGUUUCUGUGUCAUGUAUGUGAAACAAAAUAAAGCUGGUUGUUGGUUU